CGGGGCUAACAACCUUCACUUUACCCGGAAGUGGGUCUUUACAGCUGAGGGCGAAUGACGAGGCCGGCGGUUUGUUGCAACGUUGUGACUUUAUUGGACGCAGCCAUCCACCAAGCUAGAGCACCUGCACGCACUCACUGUCACCGCUCGCUCACCUUUCUCGCCCACUCACUCACUGACGUCACUCACCUCACAUGCUGUCAUAUCUUAAAGGGCCACACACACACACACACACACACACACACACACACACACACAUACGCUACUCUCAUAACAACUAACAAGACAUCAUGGCGAAGCCAGAAGUCGAGUUUUUUAAACAUGGAGACAUUCUCAAUACUUUUCUUUUGUCGAGCACAAAGAAAAUAACAUUUUAGUUAAAUGUAAGUUGUGUCUUGGAUCAAAGAUCCUAUCUACUCAAAGUUAAAGUGCCAUUAUGUUGCAGCUAUUUAAAAUAGUUUUGUCAAUUUGUUCUGGCCUGAAAUAAAUUGGCCCUUUGAAACAUGUCUUUGUCUUUGUGUGUUGUAUGUAGACCACAUUGCUUUCUGAGUUUAGUGAUGCAAAUACAUGUCAAGUUGAUCAACACAUUGUAUUAUUCUCCAACAGUACUGAAAUGAAGGCUAAAAGGGCAUUAAUGGGAGCCUUAAAAAAAAGGGGGGGGAAAAGAAGUAACUAAAUAGUUACUUUUCACAGUAACGCAUUACUUUUUGGUGUAAGUAACUGAGUUAGUAACUGAGUUACUUUUGAAAUAAAGUAACUAGUAACUGUAACUAGUUACUGGUUUUCAGUAACUAACCGAACACUGCUGGUAAGUGCUGCUAUUUGAGCUAUUUUUAGAACAGGCCAGCGGGCGACUCAUCUGGUCCUUGCGGGCUACCUGGUGCCCACGGGCACCGCGUUGGUGACCCCUGCACUAUAGUAAUCACAAGCUUGUGUGCCAAUGCUGACAUCAUCGGCUGAUGAGCUGCUUCCUCGUUUCCUUUUUCGUCAAACUUUAUUGUAGAUCACAAACCAUGCUUCUCACCUAGAUAGUAGAAGGAUGAGGACGUAUUCCGACAAGUUGGUACACUUUGACAGCCAAUUUAGACAAGGAAAUGGCGAGAGCGACACAAAAAGACGCUUGGUUCCAACCCCCUUUUCUUUGCGAGGAUUUUGAGUCAUUCUUCAUCUAAAUGAGAACGUAUGAACAUUGUAGCAGUCAGUUUUCUAAAGAUAGCAUAGCUUGUACACUAAGUGAUCUUUUAUUAUGUUUGUUGGCUCUCAUGAAGUCGGCAGUGAGUAAUAAUCAGUGAUGAAGGAAAAAAAAAAAGCAAACGUGAUGCGAUUUUUUACUUUAUGCGCCGCGUAUGCUUAAAGUAAAGCAAAAUACCUAAAUAUUAUUUGUUAUUAGAAAUUGGCCUGUUACUACAUUACAUAUAUACUUUAAUCAUGUAUAUAAAACCUUAAUGGAUGUCUUUGAAUGUUUUUUAAAGAGCUUUAGAGGCGGAAUAGAGCAGCUCCCAUAGGCUCCAUUGUAAGCAGGCUUUUGAUCGAAUGUAUUUAAUAGUUAGAAUGCAUUAAAAAAAAUACAUCCAAUAUCCUGUCUUUCAUUGUGAUUGUGAACGAUAAGCAAAAUAAAAUAAAUAAAUAAAUAAAUUGCCCUUUAAGUGCAAACAAUAGUGCAGGAACAUCCACUGUUAUAAGCAAAUAUUAAGUUUAAAAAAUUUGAAGGGGAACUGCACUUUUUUUGGAAUUUUGCCUAUCAUUCACAAUCAUUAUGAGAGACAAGAAUGCUUACAAGAUGCGGCUAAUUGGAGUCGUUGUUGCCUUCAACGGCCUCCAAAACAACUUCAAAACCCUAAUGAUGCAUGUAUAAUGUAAAUAGGGAUGUAACGGUAAACGGUAUAAUGAUAAACCACGGUAAAAUUUCAGAUGGUUAGUAAUAGCGCUUAAGUUUUUAAUUACCGAACCAACUUAAUUUAUUAAUGCAUUUCAGGCAACACUGCUUAAUUCCUGGAAACAGAGUCACAGCAGCGCCGGCGCAUGCACACUAACGUCCUUUGGCUUGAAACAUUGCGGAAAUCAACUACAAAGACUUUGCUUCAUAGAGUUCUUCUCAGACUAAACGUAGCCAAGCACUUCAAUUAACUUCCUUUCCCCUCGCUUUGUUUCCGUGGAGUCUCGGCGUGCGUUCAAGAGCGCACUGCUGCUAUUAGAUGACUACAGGUGUGGACAAGACAGACGCAUUUGUCCCACGCUAAAAGUAUACCAUGGAGGAGAUGUUUUAAUUUUAUAACACAGCGUCCUACUGUGUUGUGCAUUACAAACUCAAACGCGCUUUGUGCUGACUUAAAAGCUAGCAUAUCUCUUUCCGUAGUUAGCUUCUACAGCUCAUACUGUAGCACGCCGAUGUGUUAGGACGCAAGAAAGAGUGCCUCAGUGUCCGCUCUUACAAUAACUGUGUUGUUGUUAUUGGUUAUUUGUCGUAACUUCAUUUACUGGAGAAGCAUGCUACCGCUAGAUAGCUGAAGUACUAACUUAAACGCAAGAGACAUUGUUAAUGUAUUUCAACAAUCUAAACUUGUAUAAACACAUUAUUAUUUGAGCAACUAAGAUAUUUAAUCGUGCACAUUAAACCUACAGGCUGUGCUCUCUUAUACAGACGGAUCAAUCAAUACGCGAUCGAUAGGCUUUUUGGAUGUUUUUUUAGAGGGCUUCACAGGCGGAAUAAAGCGACUCCCAUUGGCUCUAUUGCUAGCUGACUUCUGUUUGUGUUUAUUUACGAUUUAGAAUGCUUAAAAAACAUGUGUUGUCUUACAUUUUAUGAAUGAUAGACAAAUAUGAAAAAAAAGUGCAGUUCCCUUCUAGUUGAAUAUCCUUCCUUUAGAUUAUGAACAUUUUAUCCAAAUAAAUUAUUGUAUUGUUAAUAGUUUUAUCAAUUAAUUAAGACAAAAAGGUCAGAUUGUACUUAGACAAAAGUCUUGUUGCAUACAAAGAUAAUGUACAGUACUUAAUUGAAGACAUUGAAGGUGAACUGCACUUCUUUUUUUGUCUAUUGUUCACAAGCAUUAUGAGAGACAAGAACACACCUGUCUUUUUUUUUUUUUUUUUUUUACGAUUUUAAAGAUGAUAAACAACGCUUGAAAGAUGCGGGUAAUGGGAGUCACUGUUGUAGCCUUCACAGCCCUCUAAAACAACUUCAGAACCCUCCAGCAACGUUUUAUAUACACAGUGCUAGUCUAUAUAUAAUUUAGUAACGGACACGUUCAUAACAAUAUGUAAUAUGUUCAUUAUAUACUGUAUUGUGAUCAUUUUAAUCAUUUCCGGAAUUGAUGUAUUACAUGCGUUGAUUUCUGUUUCCAUAGAAGCAUACGUCUGACUUCUGGCAACAUGUGUGUUCCUACUUCUACUACUACUACGAGUGUGUUUUCUAACCAUGGCAGACUUGGUAAUAGACAACGAAGACGACUAUUUUUAGACAAAUGAGGAUUUACAACCUUAUACUUUUGAAAGUAAAUAUACUACUGCUUAUAGAAGCAAGCAAAAAAGAAGAGUGAGACUUUAGAGCAGAUGGAAGACGGAAGAGGGGGAUAAAAGCGUUUUUCACGCUAUAAAGAUGGAACUUAGAGCCAAGCUAUUUUGGCUAAAAUAGAUUGCUGACCCAAAAUCAACAGAAAAUGUCCCUGGCCAGCUGGACCAGACAGAGGACUGUGCAUCGAGUGAGUCACUCUAAUAUCGAUCAUGAUACACGCAGCACGUCAUGCCUGUUUGUAGUACAGUAUAUACCCUGUCUGGCUAGCUCAGCAGUGUACAAACAAAAGAUGAAAUGUGGGCUAAUACUUUACAGAUACUGUAAUAUUAUUGUUUAUAUUUUUCAGUCAGCACAAAUUGGUGUAGUCUCGCAGUGUUGUGCAUUGCAAACUCAAACGCUUUUCGUGUUGUUGUAGAAGCUUGCUUACCUCUUGCCGUAGUUGUUUUUUACGGCUAAUACCGAAGCACGUCAAUGUGUCACUACGAUAGAAAAAGAGUGUUCGCUCUUACAAUAACAAUUUCACCACAGCUUGGUUAUUAUACGGGUUACGGAACAUAAAUGCAGUAUUGACGGUUUUUGAAUGCAUUUUUAAAGUAAUUUAGAGGUAGAAUUGAUGCUCCCAUUAGCUGCAUUGCUAGCCACCGAGAACUAGACGAUUUUCAUGUUAGAAAGCGAGAAAAAAACAACCUUUUGUCUUUUUGUCUCAUAAUGAUUGUGAUCGAUAGGCAAAAGUGCAGUUCCCCUUUAACAUCGGAACAUAAAGUCCUGAGGCCUCAUUUAUUAAUAAAACUUGUGUAAUUUCCUACUAAAAAUGGUGUACGAUCAGGUCAGAUGUAUUUAAGUGUGCACAACUGCACACACAUUAAUCCAAGCACAUUUCUUUAAUGCAUCCCGAUUAACAUGGAAUUGAGCACACAUGUUGGAGUCGCUGGCCACGACCAGGCCAUUCCCUGGUCACACCUCCUUUAAGAUAUGCAAAUUAGGGAUGUCCGAUAAUGGCUUUUUGCCGAUAUCCAAUAUUUCGAUAUUGUCCAACUCUUUAAUUACCGAUACCGAUAUCAACCGAUACCGAUAUAUACAGUCGUGGAAUCAACACAUUAUUAUGCCUAAUUUGGACAACCAGGUAUGGUGAAGAUAAGGUCCUUUAAAAAAUAAAAAAUAAAAAUAAGAUAAAUAAAUUAAAAACAUUUUCUUGAAUAAAAAAGAAAGUAAAACAAUAUAAAAACAGUUACAUAGAAACUAGUAAUUAAUGAAAAUUAGUCAAAUUAACUGUUAAAGGUUAGUACUAUUAGUGGACCAGCAGCACGCACAAUCAUGUGUGCUUACGGACUGUAUCCCUUGCAGACUGUAUUGAUAUAUUGAUGUAUAAUGUAGGAACCAGAAUAUUAAUAACAGAAAGAAACAACCCUUUUGUGUGAAUGAGUGUAAAUGGGUGAGGGAGGUUUAUUGGGUUGGUGCACUAAUUGUAAGUGCAUCUUGUGUUUUUUAUGUUGAUUUAAUAAAACUUUUUUUUUUUAACGAUACCGAUAAUAAAAAACGAUACCGAUAAUUUCCGAUAUUACAUUUUAAAGCAUUUAUCGGCCGAUAAUAUCGGCAGGCCGAUAUUAUCGGACAUCUCUAAUGCAAAUCUUAUAUUCAAAUUAGCAAUGUGCCUGAGAUUUUCCACUCACAGUCAGAAGACAUAAAGAUAAUAAUCAAAAUGGCAAAAAUUAAGAAUUUCACCGGCAAUGAGUUGGAGGUCUUACUGGAGUGUAAAAAUGUUAGUGCAGCAGUGCAUGCGCCUGGCAAACGGGAACACUUUACGCUCGGGUUUUUAACAUGAGUAUAAUGUGCAAACAGAGACAAUCAGGGGCUUGUUUUUAAGAUCUUAAGAGUCAACAACUUAAACCACUGACUCGUAAUGAUGCUGUACAAAGGGAUAUACUGUACAAAUUCGGGGGCACAUCAUGUGCAUCACAGCGAUUAAUUUUAGGACAAUUACAUAUAUAAAUGUACUCACCAAGAAGCCACCACUCGUGCACAAUGACAGCUUGUAGUCUCUUCCCAACCAUGCUGUUAUUUACAGUGUACGAAUCAUGCGUCAAACCAGGCCACAUUGUUGCAAUGUUGGUUAAUUGUAUUUGUGUAUCAUAUAAGAUCUGUGCAUUGAUCGAAUCAAAAUGUUUCCUGUUGACAUAUACAUAUGUGAUUGUGCUUUUAGAGCAAUGUGUGUGAAGUCGAUAGUUCUGCAUUAUUAGAAACAUCAGCUGUCGCUGCAAAUUGCCCUUUAAUGUUGGCCUGUUCUGCUGCAUUGUAUGGGAAAUGAAUAUACCUCGCUAACAUGCCUAUAAAUUCUUACCACACGGCUGGCAUGGCUCAGCUCAGGGCCGACUGGCACAAUCCCGAUCGGUCGGCUAGCUCCCUCUGAAAUGCACUGGUUGCAAAGAAUCCUAGUGUGGUCAGCACCUGUGUGGGCACAGGCAACGCAUGGCCCUUCGCUGUGUUGUGCUUUACAAGAGGCCUCAGCUCUGCGUACAUUUUCCAGGAGGAGCGCUCGAGGGAACCUGAAGUGGCUCAUGAGCCAGGUGUCAUCAUUUGCGAAUAAAUACAGUCUGUCUUGGAAAACACACUCUCUUCGCAGUGCACCAUUAACAAUUUAUUCUAAUACUGCUAAAGCAGUCAAUGUUUUAAUGUAGUUUUUUGCUCCAUUUUGUCUCUGCUUUUAUAGCCAUUAGUGUAAUUGCAUAUACACUUGUUCAUAUGUUUCUGAUGUGCACAUCAAUGAGUCUGAGGAGUAAUGGUUUGCACAUGUUUUUUAUUUAAACAGUUACCCAACAUCACCUCUAUGCGUUGCCAAACUAUCCACAGCAUGUAGAAAUGUGUGUAUGUGAGCCAUGAAGUUGGCGUGAGGCACCAAACAUUUCCACGUUCAGUUCACUUUUGAUACAUUUCAACUGUGACGUCUUGCAGGACUCCCAGAGUUCAUCAAGAUUAUUUAGUUGUAUGACCUUCUCCUUCAUCUCACCUCAGGCAUGCUCAAAAACAUGUCUGACCUUGUUUUGCUUUCAGGAACUUUGAUGUGCAGGCAGAAGUCUGAAAUGAUGCUAAAGAACUUGCCAUUUCUUGUGAUUGUACUUCUUAAGUACAAUGACAGUAAAGUUCCAUUCUAUUGCAAUUUGAAGUAAUGGACAGCAAAAGGUUCUUGAUACUUCCAGCUGUUGAUGUUGCCAUCCACUCUGCAGAUCUCUCGCACACCCAUACUGGAUGUAACCCCCAAACUUUGAUUUUCCCGCCGCCGACUUUGACUGCUUUGUGGGUCAUUCUUGGGUCCACGCAGGUUCCAACAGGUCUUCUGUAUUUGCGGCAAUUGGGAUGUGGUUCAGUGGAUGAUUCAUUGGGAAAAUUCACCUUCUGCCACUUUUUCACUGUCAAUCUUUUCUAUGUGAACUGUGAGCCUUCACAAGUUUAAUUUGUAAGCUCUAAUUAGGCCAUAGAGACCACUGCGUGAGAAAAUGUAUCAAACUGUUGUUGGAGAUACAGAGGUUUCGGAAAAAAGCCUGGCCAUCGGACAGUUGUUUUACAGGAUCUGCCUGACCUGGGCUUGUUCUGAACAUCACAUUCUUCAAAUUUGUUUUCAUCAUCCUGGCGUUUGGAUAUAUUAUAGAUGUCUGCCACCUAAGGCUGAAACGACGCGUCGACGUCAUCGGUUACGUAAAUACGUCGACGUCAUUUUUGUGCGUCGGCGCGUCGCAUAUUUACGUCACACCACUGUCAUGGCGGAGCGCAGAGCAAACGAUGCGAGCGAGGGGAAAAAAACACGCCAAAAGUCGUCAAAAGUGUGGGAGUAUUUUAAUAAACGGCCUAAUAAUGUUGUUUUAUGCACACUGUGUCGAGCGGAAAUGGCGUAUCACAGCAGCACAACGGCUAUGAACGAGCAUCUAAAAAGAAAACAUCCGACAGCGUUCUUCCCAUCACCAUCAACGAGUCAAUCAUCCGCCAAACGACAAAGCAGUGUCCAGGAUUUUUUUCCAAAGAGGCAUGGGACUGAAUGCACACCCCAAGUGGCCGCUGACCUGACUGAUGGUGUCCUGGAAAUGAUGGUCAUAGACAUGAGGCCAUUAAAUAUGGUAGAAGGGGAAGGGUUUCAAAAAAUGAUCAAACGGUUUCACUCUGGCUACACACUACCAUCAAGAACCCACUUCACUAAGCUUAUGGAGCAAAAAUACACAAAGAAAAUGAAUGAAGUCAAAGCAAUCCUGAAAAAUGUGAAAGGAAAACUGACACUCACAACUGAUGCAUGGACAAGUAUGGCCACUGAAGCUUACCUUGGUGUCACCAUUCACUUUGUUAAUGAUGAGUGGGAGCUUACCUCAAUUAACUUGACAACAAUGCCCCUCAAUGAAAAGCACACUGCAGAAAACAUUGCCUCUUGGAUUGAGGAUGUUGUCAAUAAGUUUGAAAUAAACAUAAAACUAGUACAAGUCAUUGUACAUGACAAUGCUGCAAAUGUUGUUGCAGCUUUAAGAGUUCUUGAGGAAAGACAUGGUGUUUCAUCCCUCAGAUGUGUUGGCCAUACUCUACAGCUUGUAGUUAACCAUGCUCUAAAGGACAACCACAUCAGCAGAGCUUUAGGAGCAGCAAGAAGUUUGGUCGAGCACUUCAGAAAAAGUGAGCUAUCCAGUACAAAACUAAAGGUUAAGCAAAAACAAAUGGGUUCUCCAGACCACAGCCUCAUACAAGAUGUGUCUGUGAGAUGGAACAGUUCCUUUUACAUGAUUAGUCGCCUGCUUGAGCAGAGGUGGCCAAUAACAGCAACUCUGUCAGAUCCGGAGGUCACUCAAAGAGGGAAGCAUUUUCUGGAUCUUAAGGCUGACCAGUGGAGCUUGCUUGAAGAACUUGAACAAGUUCUGAAACCUUUUGAAUGUGCAACUGUGUACCUGAGUGGAGAAUCUUAUGUAACAGUUUCCGCUGUCCCUCUGCUGGUCAAAGGGCUUCGGAAGGCUACACAAACUGCUUUUGAAAAUGCAUCAAUCAAGUGUUUCCAGGUCACUGCUGCACGUGAGAUAACAUCCAGGUGGGAAGCCGAGACCACAUUCAAAGAUGAUGGACCAAAUGUGUGCAUAUUAGCAGCUGCACUUGACCCACGAUUCAGGAAGCUGAAAUUCCUGACUGCAGAUGAGUGUUUAAAAGUUCAAUACAAGCUGCAUGCAAUAGUUCUGGAGGAGAAAAGAAGGGAAAAGGAGACACACGCUCAACAGGGCACAGCAAUGCAAGUGGAAAGACCAGAUGCUGACAGGCGGCCUGUAUCUUUACUAGACACACUUCUUGGCUCAGAUUCAGAUGAACUCAGCAACAAUGAGGAAGACAACAAUGACAGUAAUGAUGCUGAAAUGGUCAGAAACGAGUUAGUGUCUUAUUUUGGAGAAUCCCCCAUUUCCAAGGAUGAAAACCCAUUAAAAUGGUGGAAAGAACAUCAGGCAAGGUUUCCAAAUCUGGCAAUGCUGGCUCGGUCUUACCUCUCAGUUCCAGCCACAUCGACCCCUUCUGAGCGCCUAUUUUCAGCUGCUGGGAAUAUUGUAAACAAGAAAAGAACCAGCCUCACCCCAGAGCAUGUAGACAUGCUAACCUUUCUUCAUUACAACUGUUAGUCACUCACUGGAAUGAGUAGAAUUGGUUAUAGUGUACUGUGUUGGACUGGAUGUUUAUUUUGCACAUUUUAAAAGCAAUACUUAAUGUUUACAGUGCUCCAGAAUAUUUAGAUUGGCACAAAUGUUUACAGUGUUACAGAAUGUUUUGCCAUGUUUUCAAUGUUGACUGAGUGGCCAUACUUUUUUUUUUUGGAAAUAAAAGCCAUGCCUUUUGAAAAAACUGGCCUAAAUUUAUUUUUUUCAUCUUAAUUUUAAAUAAAAAAAAUAAUCGG
Molecule: messenger RNA, 9410 nt
Organism: Nerophis lumbriciformis (worm pipefish)
Lineage: Eukaryota; Metazoa; Chordata; Actinopteri; Syngnathiformes; Syngnathidae
Product: E3 SUMO-protein ligase ZBED1-like
Molecular function (GO): protein dimerization activity; DNA binding
Source: RefSeq, a predicted model, not a curated record